AUGCUCCCAAAGAGCAAGGACAGCGCAUGGCCAAGCCCUACACCAGCUGGCCUGUUUGAUUCUGUGUGUGCCACAGAAUGGGUCUUUGAGUACUUCGGGCAAAAUGGCCAUCAAUACCAAUGCAACAUCAACCAGUCCUGGUUGACAGUGCUUGCUGGAAGGGGUUGGUUACUUGCACAAAAAUCAACAGCAUGCCUCAUCAAGGUGAUGGCAGGGAGUGAAUUUGCUUUUUUGGGCUGGAAAGCUGAGGUGUCACACAUGGGCACCACUACCUGCUACACACUCCCACCUUCCAAAGAAUGCAUCAGGUUCCACCAUAUCUUUGACCUUGAUGAUUGGGUGGUGGUUUCAAAUGAACCCAUGCUCCUGAACGAGGCAAAGGGCCCUUUAGCAUGGAUGAAAAGUGGUGAACCAAGGACUUUGCAAGCCUAUGCUUGCUUGCAAGGCUUCACUACCUUGACCAGCCCUCAUUUGACAGCGCUCAUCAAGCAUUUGGGUGGAAAGGUCCCAGGCAAUGCCUCCAGAAAACAAAGGCAAGAAUUGCUGAUCAAGAUGUGCUUGACAGAGGCAGAGCAGGCCCAAGCACUUGCAACAUUGGAGGAGUUGGGUAAAACCCAGGAAAGGGAUGAUGAACUGGAUUCAGAAUUCAGUGAGAUCCUCUCUGACCUUGACAAGGAGGAGGGGAACCAGCAAGAUAUUAGGGAUCUGAAGGAUAGGAAGAGGAAGUUGCGCGCCAAGAGGAAGAUUGCAGCCAGAGAUGGGCCAGUGGAAAAGGGCAAGGGUUGCACAUCAGAGGCAUUGCCAAAAGAAGAGGCCAUGGAAGUUGUUGAGCCAGCAGACCAAUCCAAACCUCCUGACGAGGUUGCUGAUGAGGAGGGUCCAUUACCCAGCUCUUCCAGCAAGGGGCCAGGAGCUGCACAGGCAGCUGAUCAUGAGGAGGGCCCACUACCAAGCUCUUCCAGCAAGGGGCCAGAACAUGUACAGGCAAAAGCUGAGGCCAGGGGUGGCGAUGAAGGGAAGGGUGGCAUCAAGAAGGUGCACAAAAGCCCAGAAGAGAUUUUAGGCCAGCUCUCACCCCCUGGCUGCUUCAUUGGCAUUGGUUACAAUGCAUGGAGAUUCCAAUCCAAUUUCAAGGUCAAGCCAGCAGUCAAUGAGGCUUUGCUGCCACCUUACAACAAAAAAACAAUGAGCCAGACCUUCCACAAGGUGCGCUCAUGGGAGGCAGCACUUGAGCAAGUGCACAAGUUCAAUUGGGAGAAGUAUCAACUCAUCAAGCAUGAAGUGCAUCCCUUGCCCACAGGUGAGGCGGCACAAACCCCAGGCAAGAUUCCUGACCAACUCUUGGAAGCUUUGAGGCCUGUCAUUCAGAAGAUGGAGGAGCCAAAGAACUAUGCCAAGAAAUAG
This is a messenger RNA of Durusdinium trenchii, 1404 nucleotides long. The record is from the annotation of a GenBank genome assembly. Lineage: Eukaryota; Dinophyceae; Suessiales; Symbiodiniaceae.